Macadamia integrifolia is the source of this 4221-nucleotide messenger RNA. RefSeq names its product pumilio homolog 4-like. NCBI's taxonomy places the organism in Eukaryota, Viridiplantae, Streptophyta, Magnoliopsida, Proteales, Proteaceae. Bases 592 to 3714 code for a protein of 1040 amino acids. The record is from RefSeq and is a predicted model, not a curated record. Gene Ontology annotation, biological process: post-transcriptional regulation of gene expression. Gene Ontology annotation, molecular function: mRNA binding. Gene Ontology annotation, cellular component: cytoplasm. The transcript is spliced from 10 exons.
AAACUUCACACACAAACACACCCCCCCCCCCCAAAAAAAAAAAUCCACCUUUCCGAAAAUCCCAUCUAAUUCUCUCUCUCUCUGCCUUCAGCGAUGAGACUUCGGCCUCGACUUCCUCUUGGAAUUUAACAUUGGUUACCUGCCGAAGUCCUUCUCGACUAAUUACAGGAGUUCCAUGGCUUAGUUGCAUUUGUUCUUCAAAAUUCGCCGGGAACCAUAGGCUGUAUCAAAAGAUCUUCGGUGUGAGUAUUCGACGACUGUUUAAUUUUUCUCAGAAAUCAAUAAUUUUUUUAAUCGAGACUGCUGCAUCGUCCUCUAUCGGAGAUCAACAAGUUGGAAAUUACAGGAGGAUUUCGGUCGGGUUUGGUGUUCCGUCCGUUCGCUGAAUUGCCGUUUUCGUGUUUCUGAUUUAUCUUUUGGUGGGAUCAUUUGGGUUUUCUCGUCGUUGCUGAUCGAAUUGAUGCGUUUAUGGCGUAAAGGUGUAGAAUUUUGGUUCUUCGAACUCUGUUUCGCUUUACGACAUCAGGGUUUACCGUUAGAUUAGUCUGUUCUUCUGUUGAUUUGAUUUCUUCGCUAUCCAGGAUUUUGAAGAUGGUCUCAGAAAGUCCGUCAAAUAUGCUGUCGGAUCUAGGCACGCACCCGACCCUAAGUUACGGCCUUGGAGGAUUAAACGGGAAUUUAGAAGAUAGUUUGGAGAAUGAGAUUGAGUUAUUGCUGCGAGAGCGGCGUUGUAAAGACACAAUCGAUGGUGAGAGGGAUCUCAAUAUCUACCGAAGCGGCAGCGCUCCUCCGACGGUGGAGGGAUCCUUGAGUGCUGUGGGCGGUCUGUUUAGGAAUAAGGGCACUGAUCUUUCUGGGAUUUGUCAGAACGGUAAUACCGAUGGAAUUAUGUCAGAUGAAGAAAUUCGCUCGCAUCCUACCUAUCUGUCGUAUUACUAUUCCCGUGAAAAUAUCAAUCCCAGGCUUCCUCCUCCUUUGCUGUCAAAGGAGGAUUGGCGUGUUGCACAGAGAUUCCAGACUGGAACAUCGUCAGUUGGGGGAAUUGGAGACCGGUGGAAGAAGGAUUUGGUGAAUGAGGGUGAAAGUAAGUCGCUCUUCUCACUGCAGCCUGGUAUUUUGGCACAGAGGGGCGAAGGAGAUUUGAUGGAACCGAGGACGGUCACACCAAGGAACCUUACCAGGCAACCUUCUGCAGAAUGGUUCGAGAGAGGGACUGAUGGUCUUAUUGGAUUGGCUGGUGUGGGGUUGGGCGCGAGGAGGAAGAGCCUGGCCGACAUGCUACAGGAAGGACUUGUUCAGCCUGCUCCAGCAUUAGGUAAUAUUUCACGCCCAGUGAGCCGUAGUGCUUUUGAUGAUGUUGCAGAGCCGAUGGGCAUAUCUGACCCCCAAUUGACACAGUUAAGUAAUGGACUGGAAUCUUUAGAGGGCUUACGUUCUGGAACAACUUCCCCUGGCCUGGUUCGAGUUCAGAGUUUUGGUUCAUCUGUUUCUCAAUCUUUUGCAUCUUCUAUGGGUUCAUCGCUGUCGAGAAAUGCAACUCCUGAACCCCAGUUGGUUGGGAGAUCUCCGGCUCCUGGUCUUCCUCCAAUGAGGAGCAGAGUUUUUGGUACUGAAAAUAAAGUUGCAGCUUCAAAUGCCUUUAAUGGUAUUUCUUCUAGCAUGGGUGACACUGCUGACAUUGCUGCUACUUUAUCUGGAUUAAGCCUGUCCAAAAAUAAACUUGUUGAUAAAGUUAGUCGUGUACAAUGUCAACUUAAAGAAGAAUUUAAUAAUCAUAAUUUUCCUUUUGAUAUGCCAAAUGGUCAUACCCAGGGUUUGCAGCAUCAACUUAUUGGCAAGACUGAAGCUGAGACACUAACCAUACCCACUAUCUAUAAAGAUUGGGCAAAGAAGAAUACAACUGUAACAGACCUUAAUUUUUCUAGUACAAAUUUGGAUGGGCAAGUGAACUUCCCUGGAGUAGAAUCAUCUGCUGCCAGUCUGUAUUCAAAAGUACCUUUUGCGGGUGGUUCUGCUGGUUUGGAAGGAUCCAGUGUCCAUUAUCAGAAUACAGAUUUGCCAAGUACUGACUUUGCUGGCUAUGUACCUCGUGUGCAUUCAAUCAAUCAGAGGCUGAAUUUAGUGGUGAAUGAUCACAUUGAAGCAGGUGCGGUUUUGGCAGGGGGUGUAGAAGGUCAAAGUCUUGGUCGAAGUGGAAAUCAAGGGUCUGGCCUUCAAGUGCCUGUUAUGGACCCACUAUGUUUACAAUACCUGCAAAGAACUUCUGAUUAUGCGGUACAGGCUGCAGCUAGCCUCAGGGAUCCUUCUUUGGGGAGAAAUUACCUUGGCACUUCACAUGCGGACUUUGUUGGGUUUCAGAAAGCAUACCUUGAGACAUUGCUUGCACAACAGAAACAACAGUAUGGCAUGUCAUUUCCAGAUAAAUCAGGUUCUUUAAAUCAUGGUUAUUAUGGGAAUCCUACAUUCGGUCUUGGCAUGCCAUAUCCAGGAAACCCUAUGGGAAGUCCUGUACUUUCUUCAGCAGGAGCUGGAAGUCCUAUUAGGCAGAACGAGCGAAUCUCACAUAUCCCAUCAUUGAUAAGGAGUUCAAUGGGAGGGUCUAUGGGAUCGUGGCACUUGGAUAAUGGCAAUAAUAUGGAAGAACGUUUUGAUUCGUCAUUAUUAGAAGAGUUCAAGAACAACAAGACAAGUUUUGAACUUUCAGAGAUUUCUGGCCAUGUAGUUGAAUUCAGUGCUGAUCAGUAUGGCAGUCGUUUUAUUCAGCAGAAACUAGAAACUGCAACUGUGGAAGAAAAAAACAAGAUAUUUCCAGAGAUCAUUCCUCAAGCUCGUACCUUGAUGACGGAUGUCUUUGGGAACUAUGUUAUUCAGAAAUUUUUUGAGCAUGGUACAGAGAGUCAAAGAAAGGAGUUAGCUAGCCAGCUUACUGGUCAUGUUUUGCCUCUAAGUCUUCAAAUGUAUGGUUGCAGAGUGAUUCAGAAGGCUUUGGAGGUGGUUGAUGUGGAUCAACAGACUCAGUUGGUGGCAGAGCUUGAUGGUUCAGUCAUGAAAUGUGUUCGUGAUCAGAAUGGUAAUCAUGUUAUCCAGAAGUGUAUUGAGUGUGUCCCUCAAGAUCGCAUUCAGUUUAUUAUCUUAGCUUUCUAUGGGCAAGUUGUGGCACUAUCCACCCACCCGUACGGCUGCCGGGUUAUUCAGAGGGUUCUCGAGCACUGUGAUGAUGCCAAUACGCAACAUAUCAUCAUGGAAGAAAUCCUGCAAUCUGUUUGUACACUAGCACAAGACCAAUAUGGAAAUUAUGUGGUUCAGCAUGUGUUGCAACAUGGGAAACCACAUGAACGAUCUGCUAUAAUCAGCAAGCUUGCUGGACAGAUAGUAAAGAUGAGUCAACAGAAGUUUGCUUCUAAUGUUGUAGAGAAGUGCUUGACUUUUGGUGGUCCCAAAGAACGUCAACUUUUGGUAAAUGAGAUGCUUGGUGCCACAGAGGAGAAUGAGCCCUUGCAGGCCAUGAUGAAAGAUCCAUUCGCAAAUUAUGUUGUACAGAAGGUUCUAGAAACGUGUGAUGAUCAGAGUCGUGAGUUGAUCCUGUCACGCAUCAAGGUCCAUUUGAAUGCGCUUAAGAGAUACACUUAUGGCAAACACAUCGUUGCACGUGUUGAAAAGCUCAUCACAGCUGGAGAAAGGCGCAUUGGGAUUUCAUCUUCAUAUUCUUCUUGAGGAGUCCCUUGGCAGGCAGUAAAAGGGCAGGCAUCCUUGUACAGCUAACAAGGCAAGUUGUCUUAGCUUAUCAUCCGAGUCUUUAUUUUCUUCCGAAAAUGUGUCGGAAACCGGAGAUAUUAGAGUUUAGUGGUAGGGUAUGAAUGAGCUUAUAAUGGUUGUAAAUAAAGGGAAAAUAUAUAGGCUCACUGUAAUAAGAUUUUGAUUCCCUCCCCAACCCUCCCAACUUGUAUAUUCGGCACAUUAUUGUAAUUUGAUUAUGAUGAAGAGAGCAUCUAUGAGGAGGUCAUAUUUAGGUUGUUUAGGCAAUUGAGGUUAGAGACAGUGAUCCUUGCGAGACAAAUUUACAAUGUUUCACAAGAAUCUGUAAAGAAAUUUCUUUUGAGUAUAAUUGUUAUUGGAACUGUAAAGAAAGGAACAGUAUAUCUAUGAGGAGGGUCAAGCCGUGAGGCCCUAGGCUUGUGACUGGAGAUUUUAUCAAUAAAUAUCCUCAGCUCUACCUGGAAA